Polychytrium aggregatum is the source of this 1301-nucleotide messenger RNA. Its product is annotated as Alpha/Beta hydrolase protein. Bases 280 to 1152 code for a protein of 290 amino acids. Lineage: Eukaryota; Fungi; Chytridiomycota; Chytridiomycetes; Polychytriales. The record is from RefSeq and is a predicted model, not a curated record. The transcript has 12 exons.
GUUGAGAGUGUUGAGCGGUUUGUUGAUAAAAGAGCGACGGAGAGCCUGUGCCUGUGGAUGCAAAAGUUGAGAUCAAGGUCAAGCGGUUCCAUAGUGUAGCGGUUAGCACUCAGGAUUCUGACUCCUGCAACCCGAGUUCAAAUCUCGGUGGGACCUAUUUUUGCCUCGCCCCGUUGUGACAAGUUCCGUGCGCCUGCGCGCUCUCGGACCACAUCCAGGCCUCUCGCUGUCUUGUGCUGGCCUGCUCAGCACCAAUCCUCCCAGACCACCGCCUGCUCAAUGCCGUACUGCGUCGUUGGCCACGGCAGAGAGCCGUCGCCGUUCAAGCUCUACUACGAGCUCCACGGUGACACCCUCCAGCCAAGGAAACGACUCUUGUUCAUCGCCGGUUUGAGUGUCUCCUGUCAGUCUUGGGAUCAACAGUAUCCUGUUCUAGCGUCAACCCAAGGCUAUCUGUGUUGCAUCUUUGACAACAGAGGUGCUGGAUUCUCGGAAUGUCCCCCUGGCCCAUACAAGACAUCGGCGAUGGCUCAGGAUGUCCUUGAAUUGCUUUUACACCUCGGCUGGAGCAGCGAUAUCCAUCUUAUCGGCGUAUCGAUGGGCGGGAUGAUCUCCCUAGAGUUUGCAUCCCAGUUCCCUGAGUUUCUGGCCUCACUCACCCUGAUAUCAACAACAGCUGGUGCACCACCCAAGCUGAGUGCUAUCUUUGGCCUAUUCGGCGUGGCCACAAUUAGGGACCCCGAUAUCCGCUUGAUGAGAAAUAUGGAGCUAGUCUUCCCACAGGGAUUCUUGGCGAGUGCAUCGAGCGACCCUCGAUUCCCAACGCAGCGUGAGCGCAUAUUCCACAUCGCCAAACACAGAACCACCCUUACACGAGCAACCACCACGGCAGGGGCGGCUGCCCACAUUGCUGCUUCGUUGGGCCAUAGCGUGAGCGACUCUAGGCUAAACGCCAUACGAUUAUCGCUUCCUGGCAAGGUCCAAGUGCUCACUGGCACAUGGGAUAAGCUCGUUGACCCUUCGAAUUCCGCCCAUUUAGCCAAGGUUCUGGCUUGUCCACUCCACACUUAUAUUGGCGGAGGGCACAGUCUUCCAACUGAACAAGCCGACUGGGUGAACAAUCUCAUAUGUACGCUUUGCGAGCAGGAGUAAUCAAAUUGAUCGUUCUGACAUACCCGAACGGCCGCUCCUUGCAGAGUGACCAAGACUGGUGUUAGCUCCCAACGCAUUGGUCUCAGCAUGAUUCUUGGCGCACAUAUUACCACUUCUCGAUAAAGCUCCGGGUUGUAAGCUCGCCCACC